This is a messenger RNA of Nymphaea colorata (pocket water lily), 1843 nucleotides long. RefSeq names its product VAN3-binding protein-like. Bases 389 to 1654 code for a protein of 421 amino acids. The record is from RefSeq and is a predicted model, not a curated record. Lineage: Eukaryota; Viridiplantae; Streptophyta; Magnoliopsida; Nymphaeales; Nymphaeaceae. The transcript is spliced from 8 exons.
GGUUAGUGAAAAGCCGGAGGCCGCCUUCCUCAGCACCUUCCUUUAAGAUUAUAUAAUGAACAUGUCACCUUUUCCUGAAUCAUGGUCUACAUGUGUAUAGUUUAGUUUUACCUUGAAAGUUAGUGAAAAGCAGAGAGGCUGAUUAACAAUUGACGCCUUUACUUGAGAUCAAUAGUUAGCAUCGAUUCUAUUGAUGAGACACCAUGAUUCCUUCUCAUCCUUAAGCAGUUCUUAACCUCACUUUCCAGCUACAAAUCCUCCAUUAACUAGUGAUUUCCAUGAUCAAGAUCAGCUGGCAAAUUCCUAGCUACCCACCUGGAUUUUUAUUUAAGUCUUUCUGCUGCUGUUGUUGCCUGAAUGCCAAAGCUUCAACUGGCUGCUUGUUCUCAUGGAUUCCAGUGCUAGAGUUGAUGGGUCGGCGCUUGUUCCUGUCCCCUUCGAGUCAAUGGACUUCCUUUCUCGAAAUUACGCGAUUCAAGUUUUCCGGGAGAUGCCGCCGGCAAGUUCUCAUGAAUUGCAAAAGCCAACGGCGCCGUUCGAAGAAAACAUGCUCAAGAAGUUCGGCCUUCAGGUAAGAGCGACAUAUAAAGAGAGAAUGGGAAGCGUAGGACAAGUAGACCGCAAUUCUGUUCCCCCGUGGAAAGCUGAAGAUCUGAAGUCAUGGAUAUCGCUACAGCAGAUGAUCCAUCCAGAACUGAACCUCCACCGAUGUUUCACCAAGAAAUGGAAGCUUCCAAGAAUACUUCAUGGACAGUCAAUAAAGGCGUGGCUGGCAGAGAUAAAGAGGAACAAAAAGGAAGAAAGCAGGCUAGAGAAAGCAGAACUGCAUGCAGCCAUAUCAGUUGCAGGCGUCGCAGCUGCUCUUGCAGCCGUGGCAGCAGAAAAUGUCAGAAACAAGAGCAACUAUGAACCCCAACGAAGGAAAUUACAUGAAGAGAAAGAAGAUGGAGAUCAAGAUGGAGGCAGGGCCAGGGAUGCAGUUAUGGCUUCUGCUGCCGCUCUGGUUGCAACUCAAUGUGUGGAAGUGGCUCGGUCAAUGGGUGCCAAUAAAGACCAACUGGGCUCGAUGAUAGAAUCAGCCUUAGCGGUUAAAGAUGCUGGAGACCUCAUUACCCUGACUGCAGCAGCGGCUACAUCUUUGAGGGGGGCAGCUACACUGCGAGCAAGAGCAAAGGCAAACACGGCGAGUGGAAAAUGUGGUGGAAAGGAGAUGAUUCAACUUCUUCAUCACGGUAAUGCUCAAGGAAUCAACAGUGAUGAAGCAGCAAGGCAGCAAGAUAUCAUAGGCUUUGAUUUCCUGAGGGGUAGAGACCUUCUUGCUCGUGGGUCUCUCCUCACUGUCAUCACAGAGAAGAGAAACUGCAAACUGAGGCUUGUAUCAAUUAUACUGGACAGGGAAACUAAGGUUUUACUCAGAACUCGAAGGACCAGCAAGCUCAACCCCUUUGCAAUCACCAAAGAAAGGAUCAUAGUUGACUUACAUUCCUGGCCGCAGGAAGAAUGGGUCAAAGAGGAGGAUUCCCCUUCUCUGAUAGUCCUCGAAACAGAGGAAGGAAUAAUCAAGCUUGAAAUGAAUGAUGAUGCCAGCUACAAGCUGUGGUCAAUGACGAUUAAUCAUAUGCUGAUGCUUUCCAGUAGCUAUGGCGGAUAUUGAACUUGUUUCCUUAUCUCUGCAUCACAAUGCCAAAUAGUAUACUUUGUAUAGCAAAAUUACCCUUCUAUUGUCAUUUAUUUGCUACAUGAUUAGCAAAAAGCUUAUCUCAUCUUAUGUAUGAUUGUUCAUGGACUCCGUGUGUUCUACAAAAGUCCACCUUCUGGUUUAGAAGAUCAUGUACAAAAAUGU